This is a messenger RNA of Manduca sexta (tobacco hornworm), 1661 nucleotides long. Its product is annotated as UDP-glucosyltransferase 2. The record is from RefSeq and is a predicted model, not a curated record. Gene Ontology annotation, molecular function: UDP-glycosyltransferase activity. Bases 105 to 1655 code for a protein of 516 amino acids. NCBI's taxonomy places the organism in Eukaryota, Metazoa, Arthropoda, Insecta, Lepidoptera, Sphingidae. The transcript is spliced from 4 exons.
UUAUAAUCAAAUAUAAGUGAGCAUUAAUAUAUAGCGAAUCACGACAUACUAAAAAGAGCUCGAAAACAGAUAAAGUCUUCAGUAGAGUACUGUUUACCGAGAAAAUGAUACUGUUGUUUCUAUUAUUUUUGUGUUCCGCGGGUGACUCCGCAAGGAUUUUGGGGGUGUUCCCAAUACCUUCGAUAAGUCACCAAGUGGUGUUCCGAGAAUUGACUCUGGAACUGGCGAAGCGAGGACAUGAGCUGGUGGUUAUAACACCAAACCCAGCGUUACCGAAAGACAGACCGAAGGAUAACAUUACAGAAAUAUAUGCAAGCAGCUCUUAUGAUCUUCUCGAGAGUUUUCAUGAAUUUGCUGAAAAUAAUAUGAAACGAGGUGUAAUUAGUGAUUUUGAUGAAUUGGCGACUGAAGAAUCAGUUCAAUCAAUUCUCUUUUUAGUCACAGAGAUAUUUAACAACGAAGAAGUAAAUCAACUACUACACGACAAAACACAGAAGUUCGAUCUAGUAAUAGCUGAGGCAUUAUCAAACGUCCAUUAUGUAUUUUCGAAGAUCUUUGACGCUCCAUUAAUAGCAUUCUCUUCAUUUUACGGAUUUCAAGAGAUAUAUGAGAUCGUUGGUACAGUGUCUAGACAUCCAAUUCUGUAUCCUAACAAAAUGAGGAACAAAUUUAGAAAUCUUUCAUUUUUGGAUAAAGUUAGAGAAGUUUAUAAUGAAAUACACGUUUACAAUGUGUAUGCAAAACUGGAUGAUAUGGAAAAUGAAUGGUUAAGAAAUAAGUUUGGGAAAGACGCUCCUAAAGUGGAAGAACUUAAAGAUCUUGUUUCAAUGGUGUUUUUGAAUACCUUCCCUAUAUACGAUAACAAUCGACCUGCCCCUCCUAACCUAAUUUAUUUAGGAGCAUUGCAUUUAAAACCAGUGAAAGAACUUCCUACGGACCUGAAGCGAUUUAUGGAUAACUCAAAACGUGGCGUGGUGUACGUCAGUUUAGGAACAAACGUACAACCCUCAAUGAUGGAUAAGGAUUUGAUGCAUGCAUUCUUGAACUCCUUCAGACGGAUACCUUAUGAUAUUUUGUGGAAAUUUGACGGAGACAAUCUUGAAAAUGUUCCCGAUAAUGUGAGGAUACAGAAGUGGUUCCCGCAGAGGGAUUUAUUGGCACAUCCAAAUGUAAAAGUAUUCGUCACACAAGGCGGCAUCCAGUCCACUGAUGAGGCUAUAGACGCCGGAGUGCCUCUUGUCGGCAUACCGUUCAUAGCGGACCAGUGGUAUAACGUGAAUAAAUACGUGGAGCUUGGCAUCGGGGUCCAGCUGGAUGCACUCACUUUAACUGCUGAUGAUAUUGUGAAGGGAGUGAACACUGUUGCUGGUGAUCAUAGGUUCAAAGAGAACAUGAAGAAAGUGAAGUCGAUUAUGUAUGACACGCCGCAGUCGCCGCUCGAGCGCGCCGUGUGGUGGACGGAGUACGUGUUGCGACACAAAGGCGCGCAACACCUCAAGCCACCCGCCGCCAACAUGUCCUACGCUGAAUACUUCAUGCUCGACUUCGUAUUAACCCUUCUAGGAGGAUUCAUUCUAGCUUUAACUAUUGUAGUGUCUAUUUUAUAUUAUAUAAUAUUUUAUAAAUUUAGUACUUCAAAAGUAAAAGUAAGUUGAUUUAAA